Bacillus rossius redtenbacheri is the source of this 4451-nucleotide messenger RNA. RefSeq lists its product as uncharacterized. The transcript has 4 exons. The record is from RefSeq and is a predicted model, not a curated record. Bases 223 to 1239 code for a protein of 338 amino acids. Lineage: Eukaryota; Metazoa; Arthropoda; Insecta; Phasmatodea; Bacillidae.
UCGUACUUUAUUUACUCUAUGCGUUCCGGUUCACGAGGUUUCCAAGAUGGCCAAAAAGAAAGAUGCCGAAAAGGCAUCCCACGGUACUGAAAAUAACAAGUCGACGAAGAAUGAAGGCAACGAAGAUGAUGAGCCAUACUUCAGCGAUCCAGAAUGAUAUACGGACCCAAUUUCAUAUGAAGAUAUAAAAAACUGCAUAGCCGCACCGGUGACUAUUGCAAAAUGCAGCAGCAUCUUGGGCGUGCUGCAGCUGCAUCUUGGGCGAGAUGCACCGGCGACCUGGGCGAGAUGCACCGGCGACCUGGGCGAGAUGCACCGGCAACCUGGGCGAGAUGCACCGACUACCUGGGCGAGAUGCGCCGGCGACCUGGGCGAGAUGCGCCGGCGACCUGGGCGAGAUGCACCGGCGACCUGGGUGAGAUGCGUCGGCGACCUGGGCGAGAUGCGUCGGCGACCUGGGCGAGAUGCACCGGCGACCUGGGCGAGAUGCACCGGCGACCUGGGCGAGAUGCACCGGCGACCUGGGCGAGAUGCGCCCACGACCUGGGCGAGAUGCACCGGCGACCUGGGCGAGAUGCACCGGCGACCUGGGCGAGAUGCACCGGCGACCUGGGCGAGAUGCACCGGCAACCUGGGCGAGAUGCGCCGACUACCUGGGCGAGAUGCGCCGGCGACCUGGGCGAGAUGCACCGGCGACCUGGGCGAGAUGCACCGGCAACCUGGGCGAGAUGCACCGGCGACCUGGGCGAGAUGCACCGGCGACCUGGGCGAGAUGCACCGGCGACCUGGGCGAGAUGCACCGGCAACCUGGGCGAGAUGCGCCGACUACCUGGGCGAGAUGCGCCGGCGACCUGGGCGAGAUGCGCCGGCGACCUGGGCGAGAUGCGCCGGCGACCUGGGCGAGAUGCACCGACGACCUGGGCGAGAUGCGCCGGCGACCUGGGCGAGAUGCACCGGCGACCUGGGCGAGAUGCACCGGCGACCUGGGCGAGAUGCACCGGCGACCUGGGCGAGAUGCACCGGCGACCUGGGCGAGAUGCGCCGGCGACCUGGGCGAGAUGCGCCGACUACCUGGGCGAGGUGCGCCGGCGACCUGGGCGAGAUGCGCCGGCGACCUGGCCGAGAUGCGCCCGCGACCUGGGCGAGAUGCACCGGCAUCUUGGGCGAGAUGCACCGGCGACCUGGGAGAGCUGCAGCAGCAGUGGCAUCUUGGGUGAGCUGCAGCUGCAUCUCGGGUGAGCUGGACCGGUGACUCAUGCGAGCUGCUGCGGCUUGGGGCCAACUGCAAGACCUAGAAACUACACGAUCCCAUUCUGCUCUGCUCGCAUUCACUUGCCCUCGGUCACAAUAAGAUAUUAAGCAGAGACUGUAUAGCUGGGCUACUGGUAGAUGAAUCCUUUCAAGAUGUCGAGAAUGUUGAAGAUGCUGAGAGAACACCAUGCGGGAUCAGACCCUCGGAACAGUCUCGAAGAGGAAAGAAAAUAAAUUGUAUGUUAUAAAUAAUGAGGUUUUUAUGGAAAAUACGCUUGUUGGAUUUACAAAUUAUGUCUCACGUAUCAGAAGCACCAAGUAUUGUGUUACUGAUUGUAAAAACUUUUUAUUUUAUUUUAACUUUCAGAAAAAUUUCAAAUAUCCAGAAUGUAUAAUGUGUGUAAUGUCCUCUAUUUUACUUUCACUGAAGGUCAUCUUAAAGCAUGUACAUUAGGCCUGUGCAAAUUAUAGUUUUUUUUAGUUUGAAUCGCAUAUGAAUACAAAAAUUAUUUGUGAAUAUGAAUGAAAAUUAGAAUCCCACAUCUUGUUGCAAUUCAUGAAAAAUUAGACAAAUAAUACCAAAGUAUAAGAUUGGUUAAAAUAAGUCAGCUACAGUAAUUUUAAGGAAAAUUUUUAAAUUAUGAAAUAACAGUUUUUUUUAAUUUUGCAGCUAACCUAACCAACCUUUAAUUUCAGUUUCUAUUGGCCUUAUUUUCCACAACUUGAACUCUACAUAUUGAUCCAGAAAAUUUUAGCUUACCAUAAAAUACUUUGGAAUCCAUCGCAAUCAAUUUUACGAAAAAUGUGAACCUUUUUUCAAAAUGCUGUAUUCACAAAUGAAGUGAUUGAAUGAGCUUAUAGUAACAUAUUUAUACCGUAGUUAUUCACGAGUGUUUGUUGUUAAAGAGUGCCAGAUAAAUUAUAUUUUAUUUCAGCAAUAUAUUAAAAAUCAGCAUUUGCUGAUUUCAUCUGGAAUCUUAAACCAUUAUAAUUUAUUUAUAUAUAUUUUUGAUUCACAAUGUCUGUUUCAUCAUAGGUACAUAUAGUAAGCUUCUACUGUAUCAUAUGGUGUUGGAUCAUUUGUGACUAUCAGUUUGUACGUCAUUGAAACUAUGAGAGUUAAUUAAUUCUUGUAACACCCGUCUGAAUGGAGUGUGUGUGUUUUGUGGUGGUGCAGUCCAUGGUGUGAAUGUUUAUUUUUUCCCACUUCUGGUGCACGUGACAAAAGAAAUAAAAAUAUUAUUUUGUUUUCAAAAUUGAAAUGAUAAAUUUGCAGUGUUUGGAAUUGUUUAUGCAAUUUUUUCUGUUAAUGUUUAGCAAGGCGGUAGCAAAAAAAAAAAAAAAACUUUGAAUACUUGUUGUAUAUUUAAAACGUCACUUAUUGAUCAUGUCUUUGAUUAUGGAGUCCCAUUAAACAUAAAAAAAAGGGUAUUAUCAUCACAUAAAUGACUUAAUCUCAGCAGUGAAUUUUGGUGUGUGACAAUUCAUGAGAUAUGCUAAAUUAAGUAUUCAUAAGCAAACGAAUCUUUAGUAUUUCGAAGUUUUAGAAAUAGAGGUUGAAUCAAAUCAUUUAAUUGUAUUAAAAAAUUCAAAAUUCCGUAUUGUAUCGCAUAAAAAAAAUAUAUUUCUUUGUUAGGUAAAGUUAUUCAUAAAAACAAAACCCAUUUAUGGAAAGUAUGUUUAUUUAAAAAGCACGCCGAACAAUUUAAAUUAAUAAGUCAUGCAACAAAAACCUUUCAUCAACUUCAAAUAUAAAAACAAAAUGUGAAUGCGAGCCUGAACUAUGCAUAACUAUUGUCGUCGUACGCCACGAAAGAGUGCAGGCCAACAAAUGUAGUUAACUCAGAACUCCACAGAGAGCGUGCGUUGCAUGCAAUCGGUGAGAGAUCAGCAUCAAUAUUCGACUGUGUGCGCACUCUAUACGAGAAGCAACAUGAGUGAUGCCAACUAGCGCUGGCUACCUUUUUUUUAUAAGCGGUACACAGCAGCGACGUAAAGGUUGUAACGUUUAAAAACGUCUUUAAAAGAUAAUUUACUUUACACAUCAGACAACUUCACAUUUCCGUUAAUUAAAUAAGUAAGUGGUAAUGUCCAAAUAAAUAUUAUAUUUCUACUUUAAAACAAACUGUUUUAUAUAGAAAAGAUACCUACACAAAGUGCCCGGAAUCUAAUAGCAGGACCAAAAACAUCAUACAACGUUUACGCGAUGUUUUUUUAAUCAAAAUUUUGAUGCCCUAAAAUAUAGUUGUGGCAAUUAUGCGAUAAAACAGGGUAUUACUCUGAAAUAACAAAUAUUUGACACUGCAUACCUCAUGAAUUUGUCAUAUACCAACGUUCGCUGUUAAGGUUAAGUCAUUGUGCGACUUUAAGAUGUUUUAAUGGGACUCGUAACAAAAAAUAUGAACAAUAAUAAGUGGUUUUUUAAACAUGCAACAAGUAUUCAAUUUUUUUCCCACUACUGUCUCACUAAACAUUAACAAUUCAAAACACGACAUACUUGUCAUUUCAAACUUAAAAGUAAAAUAUUAUUUGCUAAUAUCAACACAUGCACAAGAAGUUUGAAAAAAUAAAUAAAUGUCGACAACCAUGGACUACAAGACCAGAAAAAACGCACUCCAUUGCGAUGGCCAGUGAAAGAAGUAAAUUCCAUACAUAGUUACAAUGGCAUAUAAAUUGAUAGUCACAAUUGAUCCAAUACCCUGCGACACAGUAGAAUUGUUAUUCUUGUAUGUACCUAUGACAAAACAGACAAUUCGACUCCAAAAAUAUAUUUGAAAUAAGUAAUGCUUUUGUAUUCCAUGUAAAAUUAGCAGAAACUGUGAUUAACAUACCGCCAAUUUAAAAUAUAACGAAUCUGACUGCAGUUAACUAAGAUUUAAAUACAAACUCAUUUAAUCACCAAUUUAGGAAUACUGUUUUGAAAAAAAAAAAUAAUAAUCCAGUUUGUUGAUAAAUAAAUUGUAUGGUACCUAUUUUGUUUUCUUGAUCAAAAUGUAAGAGUAUCAGGUUCUGGUAAAUAGGAAUUAAAUAAUUGUAGCCCACGUUACACAUUUAACUAGUAUAUCUUGGAAGAAACAGCAUUUGUACUUUUUUUCUAGUUGGAUACUAAACUAUAAAACUUAAUUGCACAAGCCUAUCCAUCAAUGAUGUAUUCUUAUUCUGUGAAAAAAUAAAUAAAUUUUUAUUGAACCUUACCAAAA